Musa acuminata AAA Group (dessert banana) is the source of this 1842-nucleotide messenger RNA. RefSeq names its product protein PLASTID MOVEMENT IMPAIRED 2-like. The record is from RefSeq and is a predicted model, not a curated record. NCBI's taxonomy places the organism in Eukaryota, Viridiplantae, Streptophyta, Magnoliopsida, Zingiberales, Musaceae. The transcript has a single exon. Gene Ontology annotation, cellular component: cytosol. Bases 164 to 1690 code for a protein of 508 amino acids. Gene Ontology annotation, biological process: chloroplast accumulation movement; chloroplast avoidance movement.
GGGUAUCCUCCACCAACCAAAACCUUCGUAUUUCUCGUAGCCAAAUGCUUUUAUCCCCUCACAAAGCAUUCCUCGCUGCUCAUCCUUUCCAAGCACACCACAGAGAGACUAAUACGAUUUCCUCUCUUGAUUUCUUUCUUUCGUGUGUUCAAAUGCCAAACCAAUGGCUAACAAAUUAGAGCGUCAAUCCAUGAAGCAAGCAAAGGAUCAUGAGUCGAUGGUACAGGAACUAGAAAAGGUGAAGCUUGAACUCAGCCGGCUGAAGCUUGACGUCGCCUCCGCAUCGGAGGCAAAGGCCGAUGCCGAGAAGGAAGCUACAGCGUCGGGUCUGCGAGCCGUGUGCGUUCUUCACUCGGUGGAGGAGCUCAGAAAGAAGAUAGACGAAUCGGACGAAGAGCAUGCGUUGGUCGAGCUUGCUCGGAUCGAGGCCGAAAGGGAGCACCGAGAAAUAGAAGCUCGAAGAGUCGCCGAGGCCGCAGAGUUCUCCAACAGAGUCGACGCUGCCAGGAAGACAUUCGACGAUCUUAACCAAGAAACCAUCCACCAUGAGGAACUCCAGAUGAAGCUUAACAUCACCCAAUCAUCCAUCAGCCUGUUGCAGGCAGAACUGGAGUCGGUUCGAGCAAAGGACAAGAAUAAGAAGAAGAAGAAGAAGAAGGAAGAACAAGAAAGUUCAUGGCGCAGUUCCUCCUUGGAUGCUGCCAAAGCCGAACUUUUGGCAGCAAAAGAAGAAUUGGAUUUGGUCAAGGAAGAGGGGUUUAAGUUCAUGAACUCGAUGGAUCUCAUCAGAAAGGAGUUGGAUCGGAUUGCCCAAGAGACUCGUCAGCUGGAGAAACUAGAGAAGAAAGCAGAAUCCAGUGUUCUUCGGCUCGACUCCAACCUUCUGAAAGCCAAGACCAAGUUGGAAGCCACGACAGUGGCUGAGGAGAGGGCUACAACCAUGGGUUCCAAACUCUCCACCACACUGAACCAACUCCAAGCAGAGACAGAAGCAGCACAGAAGGAGACACAACUGAUUGUCCAAGAGGCUAUCGGUGUCCGAAGCCAAAUCGCCAACACCGACUCGGAGAUCAGCUCAGCGGAGGAGAAACUGCAGGCGGUGGUGCAGGAGCUACGCGCGGCUAAAGCAUCAGAAGCUACGGCGUUCGAGAAGCUGAAGAGUGUCACCAAGCAAACCACCACGAGGGUUAGAGCUUCCUUAACUCAAUGCAGCGCCAGCAUACCCAUCUCCGAGACCGAGCACGACUACCUGGUGAGCAACGCAGCAGCAGCCCAAGUGGUCUCGAGUAAGAAGGUGGCAGCGGCUCAGGCAUGGAUGGAAGCGUUGACGGACAGAGAGAGGAACGCGCGGGUGAAGGCGGAGCUCAUCGAGAAGGAGUUGCGGGAGCUCAAAGCGGUGGAAGUGCGGGAACUUCACGAGACGCAACGGUCGGUGUUUGCCAGGAGAUCCUUAGAAGAGGAUCUAAACCAACUGAUGAAACAGAUCGAGGAAGAAGAUGAACAGCUUUCGGAAGAGAAACCAAGGAAAGCCGUAAUGCCAAGGUCAAGAAGCAUCAAGAUAAGACGGAUUCCAUCAUCGCCGGGGACUCCUCGACAGGUUCGUUCCCCGUUGAUUGUGAUCAAGAAGAGGACGAAGGUGAUGCCCAAUCUGGUGCGGUUUCUCAGGGAUGGAAGAGGCCGCAGGACGUGAGCUCGUUGACUACUUCAGCAACUACGACGGUCAACAACACUUUGAGCAAGAUUUGGUUGUGACAGCAGAUCAAAUAAGACUGAUUCAUCUGGACUCUGAAAAGUCAAACUUCUCAUUCCAAUAUGAAAACAAGAAGAAGGUUGGAUGAGUCA